CUUCGUGUUACCCUCCCACACUUACACACUCUCUCUUUCUUGCUCGAGACCCGUUGGUCGAGUUGAGAGCCUCGUCGGGCAAAUCGACGUGUGGACAAACAUCCCAGUACCACAACCUCGGAGCACUGCAUUUCCGCAACCCACCCUCAUAUGCAAUUGGCCUGUCGAACAUCUAGACUGCGACUUGACAUUCUCACCGCCGCCAGAUCGAAGCCGUCUCCUGCCCUCCGUCCCUAUGCAUUCAGGCCAGUCGUCGACAUAUUCACGUCAUCCAUGUCUUCGUCCACGAAACCCUCGGCGUUGACCUUCGACCUGAAGGCGAGAUGUUCGACCUCCAAAGCUCGUGCUUCGACUCUCCACCUCCCUCAUGGCCCCGUCGAUCUGCCCAUCUUCAUGCCAGUCGCCACACAAGCAUCCCUCAAAGGCUUGACGCCCGAACAACUCGAAGAGACGAGCUGUAGGCUAUGUUUGAACAAUACGUAUCAUCUAGGCCUGAAGCCGGGACAGGCAGUACUUGACACCAUCGGCGGUGCUCACAAAUUACAAGGAUGGGACUACAAUAUCCUGACCGACAGUGGUGGGUUUCAGAUGGUUUCUUUACUCAAAUUAGCCAGAAUUACCGAGGAGGGGGUACGAUUCCUCAGUCCACAUGACGGCAGUCCAAUGCUGCUCACACCUGAACACUCCAUGUCGUUACAGAACUCCAUAGGGUCAGAUAUCAUGAUGCAACUGGAUGAUGUCAUUCAGACCACUUCGCCAGAUCAUGCUCGUAUGAAAGAAGCCAUGGAGCGGUCGAUCAGAUGGCUUGACCGGUGCGUAGCCGCCCACAAGUACCCGGAGAAACAAAACCUGUUUUGCAUCAUCCAGGGCGGCCUUGAUCUCGACCUGCGGAAGCAGUGUUGCGAGGAGAUGGUCAAGAGAGACACCCCGGGUAUAGCCAUAGGUGGACUUUCCGGAGGAGAAGCAAAGUCGGACUUUUGCAAAGUGGUCGACACCUGCACCGACAUGCUUCCCGAAGAGAAACCGAGAUAUGUCAUGGGAAUUGGCUAUCCAGAAGAUAUCGUCGUUGCCGUCGCUCUUGGAGCAGAUAUGUUUGAUUGCGUUUGGCCGACACGCACUGCUCGCUUUGGUAAUGCUAUAACAUCCCGAGGCGUGCUAAACCUGAAGCAUUCUCGAUACGCCGAAGACUUUGGCCCAGUGGAAGAAGGUUGCACGUGUACCUGCUGCCGCUCCAAAGAAAAUGGCGGUCUGGGUAUCUCAAGAGCCUACAUCUACCACUUGGCGGCCAAGGAGACUGUCGGAGCUCAUCUCUUGACCAUGCACAAUGUUCACCACCUUCUAUCGUUGAUGCGCCGCGCAAGAAAUGCCAUCCUCGAAGAUGGAUAUCCAGACUUUGCGAGGACAUUUUUUGCCGAGUAUUUUGAAGGCAAAGGCGCACCGGAGUGGGCGGUGGAAGCAUUACAUGGAGUCGGAAUUGAUCUCUGAAAGGGCAAGCAAACAAAUAAAGCAAACCUGUAACAUGGGAACUGGCACACUGAGGAGGAAUUAAAGAAUUUAUGAGAUUCAUUGCCUUCAAGAAGAGCGUACUCCUGGCCAGAUUAGCAAUGUUGGGUCUACGUCCCUCAUUCUGCCUGUGGUCCUCUAGUCAAAUGGCCCUCUGUAUAGAAUAUAGGCUAUAUCGAUGGGCACCCUAUGUGCUCGGCAUGCAACCCAAUGAACACCGACAGAC
Molecule: messenger RNA, 1729 nt
Organism: Exophiala oligosperma
Lineage: Eukaryota; Fungi; Ascomycota; Eurotiomycetes; Chaetothyriales; Herpotrichiellaceae
Product: queuine tRNA-ribosyltransferase
Exons: 8
Coding region: 151-1485 (444 amino acids)
Cellular component (GO): cytosol
Molecular function (GO): tRNA-guanosine(34) queuine transglycosylase activity
Source: RefSeq, a predicted model, not a curated record